AUGAACCUAAACCGGCCACUUCUUAUACUCUUCGUCUCUCUCGUUUCCGUGCUCCUCUGGCCUCCUUGCUCUUCUUCAGAUCUUUCCCCAUAUUUCUACGCGUUGUCAUGCCCGAAUGUGGAGCUUCUGGUCAAGGGCACGGUCCAGUCUGCCACUGCGCUCGACCCAACUCUGCCCGGCAAGCUCCUGAGGCUUCUCUUUCACGACUGCAUGGUGGAGGUGAGAAUCGGAAACGAGGGUUCUGAGAGGUUGAGCGGUGAUGGGAAUCGGAAGAUGUCUUUAAUGGCAGUUGUGUUGGAUCUUAUGGCGCAGGGCUGCGAUGGAUCAGUGCUGCUGCAGGGGAACGGGACGGAGAGAAGCGCACCGGAGAGCAAGACGCUGGGUGGGUUUCAGGUGGUGGAUGUGGCCAAGCGGCUGCUGGAAAUCUUCUGCCCCGGGACUGUAUCCUGCGCUGAUAUCCUGGUUCUCGCCGCCAGAGACGCCGUAGAGCUGGUGAGUCUACUCACUGGGCACCUUCCGGCGGUGGGUUUUCGCCCUUUUGUUACGAAUCCGUGAGGCGGACGGAGCGUGAGGUGGGUUUCGCCAUUACUGCAUCCAUCGAGGUUUUACAGCUUUGAGUGUUGUGGUCUGUGGCAGACUGGAGGCCCUUCCGUCGCCGUCCCCUUGGGCCGGAGAGACGGCCGGGUCUCGUCGGCGUCGAAAGUCCUGCCCAACAUCAUCGACACCACCUUCACCCUCGACGAGAUGCUCCACCAUUUCUCCUCCAAGGGACUCUCCCUCGAAGACCUCGUCGCCCUCUCAGGUACUGUAAUCUCUGGUCGUCUUCAAGCUCUGUUCUCCUCCUCGGGGCUCUGAUUUUCUCCUCCAAUGCCGCCAGGAGCCCACACCAUCGGAUUGGCCCACUGUAGCGCGUUCAGCGAGAGGUUCGACGAGGGCCCCAACGGGACGUGGACCCCCGCCGACGCCUCCCUGGACCGCGGCUACGCAGCGGAGCUGGCGCGGCGGUGCUCCGGCGGCGCCGACGAGUCCGUCACUGUCGGGAUCGAGCCGGGGACCUCCUCCGUCUUCGACAACCAGUACUACCGCAACGUGCUGGUGGGGAAAGGCCUGCUCGGCUCCGACGCGCAACUCGCAGCCGAUUCCCGCACGAGGAGGAUGGUGGAGGCCUUCUCCGGCAACCAAGAGGACUUCUUCCGCAGCUGGGCGAGGUCGUUCCUGCGGCUGGCGAGCGUCGGCGUCAAGACCGGGGGCGAGGGAGAAAUCCGCACGUCUUGUCCCCAGCGGAACCGCUGA
Messenger RNA from Spirodela intermedia, 1293 nucleotides. NCBI's taxonomy places the organism in Eukaryota, Viridiplantae, Streptophyta, Magnoliopsida, Alismatales, Araceae. The record is from the annotation of a GenBank genome assembly.